CCGGCAGGUGACACUGCGGGUGGACGAUGGUGUCCAGUGGCCCCUGGUGUCUGGUGGUCAGUCAUGAUGGUCCCGAGUGGCGGGAGCAGGAGCAGGAGGAGGGACGUUUCCUUCUACGCUUCCAGCGGUUGUUUUUCGCUAUGUGUCGGCCGGACAGCUUCCCCAUGGAGGAGCUUGAAGACAGGUUGAGGAACAACCGAAAUCCUACUUUAUUGCACCAGAUUUUGCGGCAGACGGUACUGCAUCCUCUUUGCAAAAAAUACCCUCCAGCGGUGAAGUACAGAAGAUUUUUUCUAUCUGAGCUGAUUAAAAAGCAUGAAGCAACAGGUGCUGAGUCUGUAGAUGAUUUGUAUAAUGCACUGGGUGAAGUACUGAGGUCAGAAGAUUCACCAAUAUGUUACAAGAACUACUUUUUGUUGUCAGGAGAGAACAUUACACUUGCUGAAAACGUGGCAAUAAUCUCUGAAGGAACUACUGGUCUGGUCACAUGGGAAGCUGCGCUGUACUUUGCAGAAUGGGCCAUGGAAAACCCUGAAGUGUUUAAUUGCAGGACAGUUUUGGAGUUGGGUAGUGGAAUUGGUCUCACAGGAAUUGCCAUUUGCAAGACUUGCAACCUGAAAUGGUACACCUUCAGUGACUGCCAUUCUAAUGUACUUAAGCAACUGAGGAAGAAUAUUAUUAGAAACAAUCUGCAAAUAGAUUCUGGCAUCCGGAAUAUAAAAGACUGUGAAGUGGAAGUCGAGAGUAACAAUGGAUCUGAAGAAAUUCAAAGACCAAAAGUUGCCAUUCUUCAGUUGGAUUGGGGAGCAAUUACACAAGAACAAGCCUCAGAGCUUCAGUCAGAUAUUAUCAUUGCAACAGAUAUAAUUUAUGAUCCUGAGGUCGCCCUCUGCUUAGUUUCUGCACUGGAGAAACUUCUUGUUGCUACAGCUAGUGGAAAGAUGAAAACAAGUUCUGUUGUGUAUUUGGCAUCCACCAUACGUAAUCCAGAGACAUAUCAUCAAUUCAAAGUGGAACUAGGUAAAUUUGGAAUUGAGUAUCAAACGAUGAAAGGACCUGCUACAGAGGUGUUUCCAUACAACAGAUGUAUAAAAAUAGAGUUGCUUAAAUUAAAUUAUGGAACUUAAUGUCCAAAAUGCUGUAAAUAAAAUUAAAUUCUUUUAUAUUAAAAGUAAUGUACUGCA
Messenger RNA from Hypanus sabinus (Atlantic stingray), 1184 nucleotides. RefSeq names its product eukaryotic elongation factor 2 lysine methyltransferase (gene eef2kmt). The record is from RefSeq and is a predicted model, not a curated record. NCBI's taxonomy places the organism in Eukaryota, Metazoa, Chordata, Chondrichthyes, Myliobatiformes, Dasyatidae. The transcript is spliced from 8 exons. The coding region runs from base 27 to 1127 and encodes 366 amino acids.